Prorocentrum cordatum is the source of this 318-nucleotide messenger RNA. The record is from the annotation of a GenBank genome assembly. Lineage: Eukaryota; Dinophyceae; Prorocentrales; Prorocentraceae.
AUGAUCGCCCUUAUCAUGGUCCGGCCCUACGAUGCGGACGACGCUAGCGACGCCUGGAACGUGAAGGCGCUGGCGGAGAACUGGCCCGACGCGGUGCUGCGGGACUACCCUGGCAAGUUCGUGGUGCUCUCGACCGGCCUGGGGGAGAGCGUCGUGAUCUACACCAGCUGCGCCCUGGCGUGCAUGAGCCUGCUCGUGGCCAGAAGGUACUUUCUUGGUGCCGAGCUCGGUGGUCCAAUACUGUGGAAGUGGGCCAGCGCUGCCUUCUUCGUUUGCCUUUGGAUGCUGUACAUUGUUCUAUCUAUCAUGGCGGUGUGA